Molecule: messenger RNA, 1236 nt
Organism: Aspergillus puulaauensis
Lineage: Eukaryota; Fungi; Ascomycota; Eurotiomycetes; Eurotiales; Aspergillaceae
Product: acetamidase/formamidase family protein
Exons: 5
Coding region: 1-1236 (411 amino acids)
Molecular function (GO): hydrolase activity, acting on carbon-nitrogen (but not peptide) bonds, in linear amides
Source: RefSeq, a predicted model, not a curated record
AUGGGUGUCAAAGGCAUCCGAAACGCUCUCAAAGUAGACCUAAACAAACCUGCUCGGGAACAAAAGGGUCUUCACAACCGAUGGCAUCCGGAUGUCCCUAGCUACGGAGCGAUCGCAAACAAUGAAGUCGUCAAGAUCGAAUGUCUGGACUGGACCGGAGGACAGAUAAAGAACGACGACUCUGCCGAUGACAUCAAGAAUGUCGACUUAACACAGAUCCACUACCUCUCAGGCCCGUUUGACAUCGAGACGGCUGAGCCUGGGGAUGUCCUCCUCGUUGAAAUUCAGGACGUCCAACCCUUUGAGGACCAACCGUGGGGGUUCACGGGUGUCUUUACCCCAGAGAACGGUGGAGGUUUUCUCGACGAGAUUUACCCAAAGGCUGCCAAAGCCAUUUGGGACUUUGAGGGCAUCUUCUGCUCCUCCAGGCACAUCCCUCAUGUGCGCUUCGCGGGCCUCAUCCACCCUGGUAUUUUAGGUUGCGCUCCAUCGGAUGAAGUCCUGGCUGAAUGGAACCGGCGCGAGGGUGAACUGAUCGCAGCCAAUUCCACUAGUCGUGACGUUGCAAAGCCCCCAGAACCACGUAACAUCCACGCUGGCAGCGCAGAUGAGGCACUAAAGGCGAAGAUUGGGCACGAGGGGGCGCGGACUAUUCCGGGCCGCCCCGAGCACGGAGGCAACUGUGACAUCAAGAAUCUCUCGCGGGGCUCCAAAGUAUACCUCCCUGUUCAUGUUCCCGGCGCCAAAUUCUCUGUCGGUGAUCUUCACUUCUCACAGGGCGAUGGGGAGAUAUCCUUCUGCGGAGCAAUUGAGAUGGCCGGCGUGAUUACCCUCAAAUUUACCGUAAUCAAGGACGGCAUAGCUAAGAUGGCAAUGAAGUCACCCAUAUUCCAUCCUGGCCCGGUCGAACCGCAAUUUGGGCCCGGUAGAUACCUUACUUUUGAAGGCUUCUCGGUCGAUGAGAAGGGCAAGCAGCACUAUCUCGAUGCGACGAUUGCUUAUCGUCAAACCUGUCUUAGGGUUAUCGAAUACCUGCGUCGGUAUGGGUACAACGAUUAUCAGAUAUAUCUGCUACUCAGCUGUGCGCCGGUGCAGGGCCAUAUCGCCGGCCUAGUGGAUAUUCCCAAUGCCUGCACAACACUGGGCGUGCCCAUGGAUAUCUUUGAUUUCGAUAUCCGGCCCGAGGUAGAGGUGGUCAAGCAAGAUAUGGGAAGCUGUGCUUUUACUUCUGCUUAA